GUCAAUUAUAGCUUCUAUUUAUGGAAGAAAAAAAUGAUGACUAAGGGCAAGCCAUGGAAAUUUUCUUCGGUUAGAGUUCUGGUUGUAGAUGAAGGGAGUUUGGUUUCUGUAGGAAUCUUCAAAUCAGUGUUAAAUUUAUUGUGUGAGCACUCCAAACUUUCUAAGCUUAUUAUCCUUGGUGAUAUUAGACAGUUACCCAGUAUUGAACCUGGUAACUUGCUGAAAGAUCUUUUUGAGACUCUUAAGUCAAGAAAUUGUGCUAUUGAAUUGAAGACAAACCAUAGAGCAGAAUCUCAGCUAAUUGUGGACAAUGCUACAAGAAUCUCAAGACGCCAAUUUCCAAAAUUCGAUGCAGAACUGAACAUCUCUGAUAAUCCAACAUUCCCCAUCUCUAUUCAAGAUAAGAGCUUUAUUUUUGUGAGACUCCCAAAGGAGGAUGCCAGUUCUCAGUCUAAGAGUUAUCAUCACUCUCAUUUAUAUUCUGCGGUUAGUACUUUACUGCAAGAAAAAGACUUACAAAGUGCAGAAACAUCACAAUUUAUUGCAUUCAGAAGGCAAGACUGUGAUCUAAUUAACCACUGCUGUUGCAAGCACUACACAGGCCACCUAAUCAAAGAUCAUCAGAAUAGACUUGUAUUUGGAAUUGGUGAUAAAAUUUGUUGUACCAGGAAUGCAUACCUCUCAGAGUUACUCCCCGGAAACACCUCUGAAAGUCAGCAAAAUAAUGAUCUAGAGGCCAGUGGUGAACAAUUUGGUGGUACUCCUCAUGAUUUUGCUAAAAAUAAGCAUGACUUUGAAAGUGGCAUUCGGCUAUGCAAUGGAGAAAUAUUUUUCAUAACCAACGAUGUAACUGAUGUAACUUUUGGAAAGAGAAGAUCUUUGACCAUCAAUAAUAUGGCCGGCUUGGAAGUAACUGUGGAUUUUGGGAAGCUAAUGAAAUAUUGUCACAUAAAACAUGCAUGGGCAAGAACUAUUCAUACUUUUCAGGGGUCCGAGGAGCAAACUGUCGUCUACGUAGUGGGGAAGGCAGGCCGCCAGCACUGGCAGCAUGUCUACACCGCAGCGACCAGGGGCCGCUGCCGAGUAUAUGUCAUUGCAGAAGAGUCUGAGCUCCGGAGCGCAAUCUUAAAGGACAGUGUUCCGAGAAGAACACGUUUAAAACGUUUCUUGCAAAAUGAGCUGGCUGCUAGCUGUGUUUCUCCAGCGGAUUUCCCAUCCCCAUCAAAGGGCUCAGGAGAUGGUGUGGGAGCCAACACCCAGCCAGCAGCAUCACCACUGCCUACAGUCACAGCAGGCACAGUGACAAACGAUGUCACCAGGAACGAGGCUUCUUCGGCUGAUGAUGGAAAAUGGCAAUUAUCUUCAUCUGAUGAAGUGGAUACAGAUGAGGACUUAUCAAAAUUGAGAGGGUCCAAGAGAACCUGUGGUGUGAGUGGUGACGAAAGUCCAAGCAAAAUUCUUAUGGUAGAAGAAUCAACUCCACAAAUGUCUUCCAGACUUCAGAAUUUGAGACUAAAUAACCUAAUCCCCAGGCAACUUUUCAAACCUGCAAAUAAUCAAGAAACUUAAUUUUAUUUCACAUUGCUCAAAAUGUCUAUUUUUUUUUUUUUACAUUCAAUACAAAGUGGACACUGUAGCUUCAAAGUAUGAAGAUAAAAGACGAUGGAUGCUUAGACUGGAGUUUUAAGACGUUUGUGUUUGCAGAUGUUUUAAAUCCAUUUGAUCAAUGAAAACUGUAAUGAUUUCAGUAUCUCUCAUCAUGAGAACUAGUAGCACAGGACAUAAAUGGAGGAAAAAGAUGUUUUAUAUAUAUACAUUUUUAAAUUGUGUACUUUAAAAAGUUUUUUUUUUAGGAUAGUUCCUUAUAAACUUCCAUGAUCAUUGAGAGUUUUCUUUGCUGAUGGGGUUAAGCAGUGGCAAAGAUAAACUGUAAUUGCACCUGUUGAUAAUAUUGACACACAUUCCAGAUGUUGGAUCUUCUGCAAAGUGGUCAUUUUCCAAGGCUGCCGCUCAUUCCAUCAUUGCUACCUGGGCCCAGCACACCUUGGACUUUUUUCUGGAAAUGCCCUCUGAGUUGGGUGCAUAAUGUUUUGAAUGUACUCCACGUUGGAAAAAAGUUUUUUCUCUCAUAGUGAUUUGACUGUAGAAAGAAAAAGUUUAGAGGAAUAAUGCACCUGUUAUCCCAAUGUUAUUUUAAAUAGUUCUAUUAAGAU
This is a messenger RNA of Galeopterus variegatus (Sunda flying lemur), 2213 nucleotides long. RefSeq names its product DNA helicase B-like. The transcript is spliced from 9 exons. The record is from RefSeq and is a predicted model, not a curated record. Lineage: Eukaryota; Metazoa; Chordata; Mammalia; Dermoptera; Cynocephalidae. The annotation marks the transcript as partial.